CCUGUCCGCGAUUGCACAGCCGCUUCCAGCUCCUGCCAGGCACUGCGAGCCGCGCGCGGGCUGUCUUGUAAGUUUCACCUCUGUCCUUAUGAGAUUGGUAUCCAUUUUCCAAAUAGCCUCCAGCUGAAUUGAUCAAAAUGAACCUGAAUACUUCUACAGAAGAGACGGUUAAAAGAAUUCACCUUGACUGUAACAAGUUGGGAAGAUACAACUACAUAUUAAUUAUGGUUCCAACUAUUUACACAAUCAUCUUCAUCUUAGGGAUAUUUGGAAAUGGCUUGGUAGUAAUUGUCAUUUACUUCUACAUGAAGCUGAAAACUGUGGCAAGUAUCUUUCUGUUGAAUUUGGCCCUGGCUGAUUUGUGUUUCUUAGUGACUUUGCCAUUAUGGGCAGCCACCACAGCCAUGGAAUAUCGCUGGCCUUUUGGCAAUUGCUUAUGCAAGUUAACUUCGGCUGCAGCGACCUUCAAUCUAUAUGCCAGUGUGUUUCUCCUGACAUGCCUUAGCAUUGACCGAUACUUGGCAAUAGUACACCCAAUGAAGUCCCGGCUUCGGCGCACAAUGUUCGUUGCCCGGCUAACCUGUAUCAUUAUCUGGCUAAUGGCAGCCCUUGCCAGCUUGCCUGUUAUUAUUCACCGUAGUGUAUACGUCAUUGAAAAUGAUAAUAUAACGGUAUGUGCUUACUGGUAUGACACCACCAGCACGACAGACAGUGAGACGGUCAGCAACACAACCAGCAACACAACCAGCAAGCCAACCAGCAACACAACCAUCAAAGUUGGAUUAGGCCUAUCCAAAAACAUGUUGGGAUUCUUAAUUCCCUUUGUGAUCAUUUUAACAAGCUACAUCUUAAUCUGGAAGACCCUGAAGAAGGCAUACCAGAUUCAGAAAAACAAGAACAAAGGAGAUGACAUUUUUAAGAUGAUUGUUGCAAUCGUUCUUUUUUUCUUUUUUUCUUGGAUUCCUCAUCAGAUAUUCACUUUUCUGGAUGUGCUGAUUCAGCUCCGUGUGAUUAAGGAUUGCGAUAUUGUGGAUAUUGUGGAUACAGCCAUGCCUUUCACCAUCUGCUUAGCUUACUUUAACAACUGCCUGAAUCCUGUCUUUUAUGGCUUUUUUGGAAAGAACUUUAGAAAGUACUUUCUCCAGCUUCUGAAAUACAUUCCCCCAAAUGUCAGGCAUGCCAGUCUGACAACAAAAAUGUCUUCCCUGUCCUAUCGGCCUUCAGAAAACUUAAUCCUGACUGCCAAAAAACAUGGGGCCUUGGACAUUGAGUGACGGCUUGGAAGCACAUGUUUUCCACAACUGGCUGGCCAGAAGGAGGAAACCCACCCAAGUAUCCCAACUACCACAGUGUAAAAUAUUCAACCAUCCAAGGCGCAUCAUCUGUGAAAACUAAACAGUUGCCUUUCAUUUCGUGAAGAGGAUUGUUGGUUGUUUACAGCAGGCGUUAACAAAAGUCGGUGGACAGCAGUGUUCAUCAACGUCCUGCCUUUUUCAUCCCAAAGCUUGGGGGAAAUGCUACGUGGUAGAGUUGAGAGGGUCUUGAAAUGUGCUGCAAAGUGUGGUUCAAUUGCAUAUUUCAUUCAAUCUAGUCUAUGAGACUUGAUUGUACUUGUAUAAGCAAUUCUGACCUUGCCUUUCAUGGUCUUAUGCACAGGAGUAGGAUAGAAACUUUGUUUUCAGAGUCAUGAAAUGAAAGUAAAAGUCAAGCAGUUUUUCAAGAAUGUGAAUUCUAUGUCUUGUAUCCUACUUGAAUGUAAUCAAAAUUUACCUAUACUACAUUUUCAUAUAUACACGCAAAUCCCAUUUUUAUUUCAGUUGGAAAUUGAAGGUUGUCAGGAUAGGGCCAGCAUACACUUGUACAUAUGCAGUAGAAUGAACCCACGUUUGCUAGAUAUGCACAUAACAAAUGCAACACAUUUGAAUAUAUCAUUGUUUUCUAAGGAUCAUUGAAAAGUGCUUCAUUCUAUAGAUCUUUUCCUCUCUGACAUCUGUGGAACCAAGAGCUGUUGGAAAUAUAUAUGGAAAAGGUUCUAUUCUAUAUAUUUUCAAGAAUAUUUUAGAAGUAGUUUAUUUAAGGUAGUUGUUCCUUUUGAUAAUUUGGCCCCUAUGCACCAUUAUACUUUUGAGAGCACAAAUUGCAUGGCCAUUGGUUGGGGAUGAUGAAUGUCGUUGUCCAACACAUUUAAAGGGCAACAGGUUGGGGAAGGUUGGUUUAUAGCAGGGCAUUGGCCCUCCAGAUGUUGCUGGGCUGCAACUCCCAUCAGCCCUAGCCAGCAUAGAUAAUGGCAAGGGAUCUUGGGAACUGGAGUCCACCACAUCCAGUUACACAUCCCUAAUUUAUAAGGAAGAAUGAGAGUGUAUUUCACCAUGGGGAGUGAAAUAACUCCAAGUUUCAGGAGCAAACCAUGUAAUUUGGGGGAGGGGGAAUUACCAGUCUUAGUUCAGACUACUGAAUUUCACAACGUGGAUGAUAGACAUCAUGAACUGGGAGCCAUGUCCUUGGCUCUCCCACACCAGAGGCAUUCAAGAGGCAGCUGGACAAGCAUCUGUCAGGGAUGCUUUAGGGUGGAUUCCUGCAUUGAGCAGUGGGUUGGACUCGAUGGCCUUGUAGGUCCCUUCCAACUCUGCUAUUCUAUGAUUCUAUGAUCACACUCAUGGCGGAAAGUGCAGCUGAAAUCUCAGAAAUGGGCACUAUAUAUUAUAAUUGUUCAACGAAUGCAGGAAACGGCCAUGGGGCAACACUACAUAAUGCUACCACUUAUGCAUGUUGACCAUACGCCCCACCAGCCAUGUUAAGGGAUAUUGACAGUACUGACAUAACAUGUGUAGGGCUUUUCCAUGCAAGGAAG
Elgaria multicarinata webbii is the source of this 2851-nucleotide messenger RNA. RefSeq names its product type-1 angiotensin II receptor-like. Gene Ontology annotation, biological process: proteolysis; positive regulation of cytosolic calcium ion concentration; brain development. NCBI's taxonomy places the organism in Eukaryota, Metazoa, Chordata, Lepidosauria, Squamata, Anguidae. The record is from RefSeq and is a predicted model, not a curated record. Gene Ontology annotation, cellular component: membrane; external side of plasma membrane. The transcript is spliced from 2 exons. The coding region runs from base 138 to 1274 and encodes 378 amino acids. Gene Ontology annotation, molecular function: C-C chemokine binding; metallocarboxypeptidase activity; C-C chemokine receptor activity.